CGGUGGUUCUGUGCUGGGCUGAGGCGGCGAGGACUUUAGUCCCCGUGGGCCCUGGGCGUACCCUGGGGCCCCUUUGGGAGAAAGAGGCGGGGGCUCGACUUCGAGGCCAGGCGCCGGCGGGGCUGGCCUUCGGCGCCCGCGGUCGGCACUCCACCCACACCCGCUCUGAGGUAGCUGCGGCGAGUCCCGCCAGGCCCGACGGCUCCGGGCGGGACGCCGGCCGGGCCGAGCCGACCUUCGGCCUCUGACCCCCAACCCUGUGCGCCGCUCCUCCGUUGCGAGCGGGCCCCUCCACGGCCGGGCCCGGUUUCCCGGGGACGCGUUUCCCACCGCACCGCUGGCUGGCCGAACCACCCCGGCGGAGGCUCACUUCCGGCGGCCCCGGGGUGGCGGCCUCACGACAGACACGGCGCGAGCCCUGAGCUGCACCCCGCCCCGGGGAGCCCCGGCCGCCGGCUCCGAAGGCCCAGCUGCGACCGGGAAGGAGUCGCAGCCCCGCCGGGCGGCCAGGCUCGUGCAGGGCACAGGCCACCGCCUAUUCAAUCGCGGUGCAGAAAGAUGGUUCCAGCGAGGUUGACUGGCCAGUCACGGAUGAGAUAUGCCAAAGGGGGCCUCUGUUCCUCCCACCUGCCUGAGGAGUAAGAACCGUUUCUGUGAGGAAGGUAAUGCUGUAUUUUCAGUUCGUCGUUGACAGAGGUGGCCCAGAGUGAGACUCUCAAAGCACUGUUACACAGAACACCUGACACCCACAGGAGGGCACAGAGGGCUGGGCAGGUGACCACCCUGGGCCCCAUGGUGGGCGGGGAGGGCAGGCCUGGUUGCAGAUCUCCAGUGAUGUUGCCACAGGGUGGUCUGCCUUGGUAGGGGUCCCUGUGUCUUGUGGGUGACAGCAUCCUUUUAUGGUAGCCUGCUGUGGGCCAGGCGUCCACUAGGACAUUGCAUUCACUAUUUCAUUUACUCUUGACACCAGUCCUGACCGGCAAACGUCUCAAUCCCGCUAACAAAUGAAGGGUUAAAGCCCGGAGAGGUUGAGUGACUUGCCCAAGGUCUCUGCUGGAAGGUGACGGCAGUGGGGUUUCAGCUCUUGGCCUGCACCGAUACCUUUAGUGUCCACGUUUGUGACGCUUGGCUGUCAGUGGAGUGGCCUUGAGGAGAAUUAGCGCUUAGCCUUUGAGAUUGAUUUUAUGCCUGCCUCGGCUCUCCAUUGGCGGUGGCUGAGCCCUGGUCUUCUCCCCCUUCAGUGUGGAGACAAUGCCAAAGCUGCAGGGUUUUGACUUCUGGAGCCGCACCCUAGGGGGGGCCCGCCACGUGGUGGCCCCCAUGGUGGACCAGAGCGAGCUGGCCUGGAGGCUGCUGAGCCGUCGCCACGGGGCCCAACUCUGCUACACUCCCAUGCUGCAUGCCCAAGUCUUCGUCCGCGAUGCCAAUUACCGGAAAGAGAAUCUGUACUGUGAAGUGUGCCCCGAGGACCGGCCUCUCAUUGUGCAGUUCUGUGCCAAUGACCCAGAGGUGUUCGUCCAGGCAGCUCUCCUGGCUCAGGAUUAUUGCGACGCCAUAGACCUGAAUUUGGGUUGCCCGCAAAUGAUAGCCAAGCGAGGUCACUACGGUGCCUUCCUACAGGAGGAGUGGGACCUGCUCCAGAGAAUGAUUCUUCUAGCCCACGAGAAACUCUCUGUGCCCGUCACAUGCAAAAUCCGUGUCUUCCCAGAGAUUGACAAGACUGUGAGGUAUGCCCAGAUGCUGGAGAAAGCAGGCUGCCAGUUGCUGACUGUGCACGGGCGCACCAAGGAGCAGAAGGGGCCUCUGUCGGGUAUCGCAUCCUGGGAGCACAUCAAGGCUGUGCGGAAGGCAGUGGCCAUCCCUGUGUUUGCCAACGGGAACAUCCAGUGCCUGCGGGACGUGGAGCGCUGCAUCCAGGACACAGGGGUGCAGGGGGUCAUGAGUGCAGAGGGCAACCUGCACAACCCCGCCCUGUUCGAGGGCCGCAGCCCUGCCGUGUGGGAGUUGGCCGAGGAGUAUCUGGACAUUGUGCGGCAGCACCCCUGCCCCCUGUCCUACGUCCGGGCCCACCUCUUCAAGCUGUGGCACCACACGCUGCAGGUGCAUCAGCAGCUUCGAGAGGAACUCGCCAAAGUGAAGACCCUGGAGGGUGUCGCUGCAGUGUGCCAGGAGCUGAAACUGCGGUGUCAGGAGGAUAUAUCUAGGCAGAAGGAGGGAGAGAAGCCUUCGGGUGGCUUGCCUUUCUUCCACUGGAUCUGCCAGCCCUACUUCCGGCCAGGGCCCAGGGAGGGGAGCAAGGAGAACAGGGGUGCCUGUGGCAAGCGGGCCCUGGAGGAGGAGGAGGGCAGCACGGAUGUCCUGUCCAAGAACAAGCAGAAGAAACAACUGAGGAAUCCCCACAAGACCUUUGACCCCUCGCUGAAGCCGAAAUAUGCAAAGUGUGAUCAGUGUGGAAACCCAAAGGGCAACAGAUGUGUGUUUAACCUGUGCCGGGGCUGCUGCAAGAAGCGAGCUUUCAAAGAGACCGCAGACUGCCCAGGUCACGGAUUGCUUUUUAAAACCAAAUUGGAGAAGUCUCUGGCAUGGAAGGGGGCCCAGCCCCGGCCACAGGAGCCUCAGCAGGCAGGGCCUGGGGAACCAGGCAACUUCUUCCCCGAGGUCACUGGCAGUGCCCUGGCCUGAGGGCACCGGGAGCCUAAUGUGCCAUCCCACUGAGCCCCAGGAGUGCUGCCGAAGCCUCGACACAUCCCACUUAAGGAAACGCCUUUACUCAGGGAAUCUCCUGCUACUUAACUUAGAAGGGCAAGCUGGUCUUAUCCUCAGCCCACACUGGGGGCCUGGAAAUGCUGCACUAGGGAGUAGGCUCGCAGGCUGGACCUGCCCUGUCCUCCAGACUUGUGUGUGUUAAAAAGCGAACAAUAAAUCAUUUCAAAGACGCGCAUGCAUAGAG
Messenger RNA from Diceros bicornis minor, 2950 nucleotides. RefSeq names its product dihydrouridine synthase 1 like (gene DUS1L). Bases 1252 to 2682 code for a protein of 476 amino acids. Gene Ontology annotation, molecular function: flavin adenine dinucleotide binding; tRNA dihydrouridine synthase activity. The transcript is spliced from 14 exons. Gene Ontology annotation, biological process: tRNA processing. The record is from RefSeq and is a predicted model, not a curated record. NCBI's taxonomy places the organism in Eukaryota, Metazoa, Chordata, Mammalia, Perissodactyla, Rhinocerotidae.